Talaromyces proteolyticus is the source of this 462-nucleotide messenger RNA. RefSeq names its product putative peptidyl prolyl cis-trans isomerase cyclophilin. The transcript has 2 exons. Gene Ontology annotation, molecular function: RNA binding. Lineage: Eukaryota; Fungi; Ascomycota; Eurotiomycetes; Eurotiales; Trichocomaceae. The coding region runs from base 1 to 462 and encodes 153 amino acids. The record is from RefSeq and is a predicted model, not a curated record.
AUGAGCGAAACUGCUCGUUUGAAAAGCACCGUCUAUGUCGGCGGUCUUGACCAGGCCGUCACGGCGCAAACACUUACGGAGGCUUUCCUGCCGUUCGGUGAGGUCGUCGACGUCUCGCUUCCAAAGCCUGAUCUGCCGUCUUCGGCAGACAAUCACAGAGGCUUCGGAUAUGUCGAGUUUGAAUUGCCGCAGGAUGCAAAGGAAGCAAUCGACAACAUGGACCAAAGCGAACUGUACGGACGUAUCAUAAAAGUUGCGGCCGCCAAGCCACAGCGAGAUGCCAAUGAGGGUCUUGGAAGCAAGACUGCUAUCUGGGAACAGGAGGGCUACUUGGCCAAAUACGCAGUGAGCGAGGAAGACCGGAAAGGAGCAGAAGAAGCUCAGUUGACAGCCAAUGGGAGGCCCGAAGACCCCAUGCAAGGCCUUGAAGGGCUUGACGUCGCAGGGCCGAAGCCAGAAUAG